Durusdinium trenchii is the source of this 2503-nucleotide messenger RNA. Lineage: Eukaryota; Dinophyceae; Suessiales; Symbiodiniaceae. The record is from the annotation of a GenBank genome assembly.
GGAGGGCCCCCCUCAGAUCAGGUCUUAGAUCUGAUCAAGGCAGAUGAAGGUUCAGAGGUGUUGGCUCCAAAGGCCCAUGCGAGAUGCCAUAGGGGCUGCUUCAUGGCUUGCCAGCUCCUUUUCUGGCAAGCGGCAAGACGGACUAUUUUCAAUUGCACCGCCGUGGUUCCAGCAGAGGUGCCUUCCGGUAUUUUCACACAAGCAAACCAAACCCACAGUUUCCCGAAAUACCCGCGCCCUUGAUGUGCUUCCAGUGGGCUGCUGCAUACAAGAAAAUUCUGGAUGUACCAUCAGAUCUCGGGGCACCUCCUGGCAGUUCAGGGAUUGCCGUCAUUGAAGGAUGCUCUGGUGGAUGCACUGGGACCUACAUCAUGAAGGACAUUGAGAGCGAGUUGGGGGUGCCAUUUAUCACUUGCGCAGCCAUGGAAAAGGACGAGGCAAAAAGGAACUACUCCUUGAGGAAUCAUGGAAUGCAGAUACAGCACAUGUUUCGGGACACCGGCGCCUUCCUGGAUGAGCUGCGCGAUUUCCUUCGGAACUCUGCCUCUUUCAUGACCUUCUUCUCGACAGUCUUGGCCAUGAAGAUUCCGGCUCUUCACCAUGAUCCUUUGUUUGAGGCAGUGUCCAAUGCGCAACGGCAAGUGCAGGACCUUCGUGAUCUCACCACCAAGAUCCUGACCAACAUUGGGGUCCUGGAGAUGUUGCUGCAGCAUGCCGAUGACGACCAGGCCACACAAAUUGCGGCGGCUCGCAAGACUGCUGCUGCUUUAGCUAAGGAUUUUGGAAUGAGCCCCAAGGACCUACCAGAUCAGUUGCGCUGGCGCUUUGAAGAGUUUGGAAAGAAGAAGCCCGAACCCAAGGUCAAGGGCAAGAAGCGUGAGGGCAGUCAGCCUUCGGCCGCAAAGGCCAAGGCCAAAAGAGUUGCGAAGAGUCCUCUGCAAAGCUUCGCGCGAAAUACCGUUCUCAUGGAGGACAACUUGGAGACCAUCGAUCGGAUCCACGUCUCCGAGGCGGACUUCGCCGCUCAGCUUGGCGCCAGCGGAACGGCGUUUGGUUCGAGAAGCGGCGGCCUGGUGGGUGGAACGACCUUUGCGGAAUUGGUGUCGUUUUUCGGAAUUGGCGUGGCACCGUGGGUGAAGUUGGCCGAUGACAUGCCCCGGGACUCUGAAGGUACACGGUCGGGGAAAUCCACGAGGGACAUCGUGGAAGAGUUCAAGCUGCAGCGAGCGGUGGAGAAUUUGCGACUCUUCUACGUGGUUUUACAGCUGGCUGCCUUUGCCUUGGCCACCAGUGUGGUUGUCGGCUCCGCCGCCAAUUUGCUGUGGGACCUGGUGCCCCCUGGGAGGACGGCUGAGGCAGUGAUCUCUGGAGUGUCGGUGCUGUCUUGGUUGCUGCAAGCGGGCGCCGUGGCCACCGUCUCCACAUGCCCGAUCGAUGAGUUGGACUUUAACUCCUUCGUGGAGAGCCGUCCCGCCGUUUGCAUUUGCCUGGGCUUGGGGCCCCUGGUCUCCGGGGCCUUCCGAGUGUUGGAGUUCCCCUUUCCACGCUGGAUCUCUUGUUUAGCGGCCUUGGGCAUGAUUCUCAAGGGUUGCCUCGGAGCCUGCGGCGUGCACCGCUGCCAGUGGUGUUUGCCCUCUUAUUGUACCUUGUUAGAAGCCUGGUUGUUGGAUAUCACGGUGGCCUCCACCGUCACUGAGAUCGCGCUGGCGGAAGACUCUGUGAUGACGGAUGCGUGGUUGGCAAUUCAUGCCUCCGCCGCAGUUUUGCUGGCCGUCUGGCUACAGUGCCGCAAGACCAAAGACACCAUCCGGGUUUAUGCGAACAGUUACAUGGCCAUGAGCUGGGGAAGUAGCUUCUACGCCUGCCGUGCGGUGGACCUGGCACUGGGCCACAAGGAGUGGGAGGAAGGGCGGCACAAGGACAUCGCCAUCGUUGCGGCCGCCACCUUUUCAGCUGCGUUGUUGUUGCCGCUGCUGUUGGUCCUGGUGGUGGGCCGCAAGGUCCUUUUCCAGAAGUUGGUCUACCUCUUGGACCACCGUCGGCGUUUGCAACUUCGGGAUGGGGCCUUUAUGGCCAUGUUACUGGAUUCCUAUGUCGUGGAACCUGGCCAGCCCUGGUGGCUGUCCCUGGAAGAGAUCGCUCAAAAGUCCACCAGCGGCUCGCACACCUUAGCCGCCUGCAGCUCGUUGCCCACCGCACGACUGGAGGGCAAGUCGCCCGGUUUUGUGGUGGGCCGUGUCACCGAGGUCGCGGAGGUGCAACGCUUUCAGCAGGUCUUGCCCUGGCCCGAGCUGCUUCGCCGGGGCCGGCAGAAGCUGCGCUGUUUGGACUGGGCUGCACAGAAUCCCGAGCACUGGCGGCCCGAGACUCUCGGCGAGUAUCAGCUCUCCAGGCCUUUACAGCGUGGCGAGACCAUCGACUACUUCGUGUCCCACAGUUGGUCAGAUAGUCCAGAGCGCAAGUGGCGAGCCUUGCAACUGGUCGCCGACAGCUUCUACCGCUU